CUGGAGACUCGGAUGCGUCUGUCCGCGAGAAGGGACCACACGGCCCCGCGUGUAGUGUCGACAGACGCCCUAGUCCCUUCUUGGGCGAAUAGGAGGCCGAGGCAUGCGGAUGGCCCGGAUUGACAGCCCUCCUCCCUUUCCUCACUUCACUCCUCACUUUGCUCCUCUCAUUGGACAUCUCGCUCCCUCUUGCUCUCCUUCAUUCCCUCCAUCCACCACUCCGCUCCUUUAUUCCUGCCAUGGCAGACAUUCUCCCGCAGCUCAUCGAGUUUGCCACUCAGCUGGAUCUGCAGCGGCUCAUCGUUGCCCAAACAACAAUCUGCCUCUUUGCAGCAGUCCGCUCCGUCCCUGUCUACAAUCUGCCGCUGCUCUUCUUUGGGCUCUACGCCUACCAGCACCACGACUCUGCAGAACCACUUCAGCAGUUUGCAGGGUUCACGGCGUUUAGCAUUUUGCUGGAUAUCGUCUGGUGUUUGCUCUCGCCCGGCAUUGGAUUUGGCGAAGGGCUUACGAUCGCCGCACUGCUAAUCAAGCCGAUGACUAUCAUCUCAGCGCUCCAGCUUCUGAAAUACCGAGGCGACCCCUUUUCCUCUCUAGGUGGCGGGAACUGGUCAGGCAGAACAGGAUAUGACGGCGGCAUUGGAGGCUACCAAUCCCUUGGUGAUGCCAUGGACUAUGAGCGAGACGCCGAAGAGAUCAGUAUUUCGCGGCAUCACAACAACAGUAGCCACCAGCAUGGGCGACAUCGCAACUCUCCACACUCAGGAUCCUUUGUCACAUCGAGCAGUCGCUCCACGUCUGUCAAGUCGAGCAAGGCAGGCAGUGGCCAUAAUGUGGAGCUCGGCGGGAACACGGGGGGUGUACAUCAUGGAAGCACUCAUGGAAGUUUUGUAUCUGCGGGUAUGACCUCUUUGAGUAGCGGAGGCGCUGGAACGGGUGCAGCUAUUGUUGCUUCUGCUGCUGCUGCUGCUGCCGCAGGGGCACCGAAGGACGACCGAAGAGAUAAGGUCGGACAGAACAUCUCGGAGGAUGAGGACGAGGAUACGAGUAGCCGUGAGAUCCCGGCCAGUGGAGGGACAGAGAAUGCCCGUGCAGGAUAUCAGGCCUUUUGAGAAGCAGCUUCAAUAAACUUUCCGUUGAGGUC
Messenger RNA from Gamsiella multidivaricata, 1144 nucleotides. RefSeq lists its product as uncharacterized. Lineage: Eukaryota; Fungi; Mortierellomycota; Mortierellomycetes; Mortierellales; Mortierellaceae. The coding region runs from base 240 to 1112 and encodes 290 amino acids. The transcript is spliced from 6 exons. The record is from RefSeq and is a predicted model, not a curated record.